AUGACUGCAGUAGUAGAAGAAAUGCCUGUUGUUGUGCCGAAAGAAGAAGAUAUUGGUCGAAAUCUUCCUCAAAGCUAUGCUCUCUCCUCUCAAUAUGAAUCGUUAGAUAGCGAUGAUUUAUAUACGAAAUAUAAGAAACUUCAACGGCAGCUUGAAUUUUUAGAAGUACAAGAAGAAUAUGUUAAAACUGAAUUAAAAAAUUUAAAAAAGGAAAUGUUACAUGCACAAGAAGAAAUAAAACGUAUUCAAAGUGUUCCUCUUGUUAUUGGACAAUUUCUUGAAGCCGUUGAUCAAAAUACUGGCAUUGUUGGAUCAACCACUGGUUCCAAUUAUUAUGUUCGAAUUUUAUCUACAAUUGAUCGAGAGCUUUUAAAAACUGGUGCUAGUGUUGCUCUACAUAAACAUUCAAAUGCACUAGUCGAUAUUCUUCCACCAGAAUCUGAUAGCAGUAUAUCAAUGUUACAAGCAGACGAAAAACCUGAUGUUGAUUAUGCAGAUAUUGGUGGAUUAGAUUUGCAAAAGCAAGAAAUUCGUGAGGCUGUCGAAUUACCAUUAACACAUUAUGAAUUGUACAAAUUGAUUGGAAUUGAUCCACCUCGUGGUGUACUCAUGUAUGGUCCACCUGGAUGUGGAAAGACGAUGUUGGCAAAAGCUGUUGCUCGACACACAACUGCUUCAUUUAUUCGUGUUGUUGGUUCAGAAUUUGUUCAGAAAUAUCUAGGCGAAGGUCCACGAAUGGUGCGUGAUGUAUUUCGUCUUGCUAAAGAAAAUGCUCCUGCAAUUAUAUUUAUUGAUGAAAUUGAUGCUAUUGCUACCAAACGUUUUGAUGCUCAAACUGGAGCUGAUCGUGAAGUUCAGCGUAUCUUACUCGAAUUACUCAAUCAAAUGGAUGGUUUCGAUCAAAGUAUUAAUGUUAAAGUCAUAAUGGCAACAAAUCGUGCUGAUACUCUUGAUCCAGCUCUUCUACGUCCUGGUCGUUUAGAUCGUAAAAUAGAGUUUCCACUGCCAGAUCGACGACAAAAACGUCUAAUUUUUUCAACUGUAACUAGUAGAAUGAAUUUAAGUGAUGAAGUCGAUUUAGAAGAUUAUGUUGCACGUCCUGAUCGCAUAUCAGGCGCAGAUAUUAAUUCAAUUUGUCAAGAAGCUGGUAUGCAAGCUGUACGAGAAAAUCGCUAUAUUGUUUUAGGAAAAGACUUUGAAAAAGCAUAUAAAAAUGUUGUUAAAAAGAAUGAACAAGAUUUUGAAUUUUAUAAGUAA
Messenger RNA from Rotaria socialis, 1257 nucleotides. The record is from the annotation of a GenBank genome assembly. NCBI's taxonomy places the organism in Eukaryota, Metazoa, Rotifera, Eurotatoria, Philodinida, Philodinidae.